Molecule: messenger RNA, 1282 nt
Organism: Quercus robur (English oak)
Lineage: Eukaryota; Viridiplantae; Streptophyta; Magnoliopsida; Fagales; Fagaceae
Exons: 8
Coding region: 306-998 (230 amino acids)
Source: RefSeq, a predicted model, not a curated record
UCAGUGUGGUACUGAAGAUACAAACAAAGCUGUCGUUACCCACCAUACCUCUCGCUCUGUCUAUCUUCUUCAACCUUUAAGCAUUCAAUUUCAACCUCCAAAGAGCUCCUUCCCUUUCCAAUUUCUCAGCAAAAUAAAAAAUACAAUAAAUUUAAACCGGCUAAUGAACAUGCUGCAACUGUGUUGCUCUUAUCUUUGUUAGUAACUUUGAAGAAAUGACUCUUUCAUUUUAGUCUGAAUUCUCCUCUGGCUCUACUUGUCUUUUUUCAAAGUCUUGUAUUUCACUUUGCAGCAAUAUAACAGUGAUGUUAACUAUUAAAUGGCAUGGACGUGGACAAGGCUGUGCCUCAUUUCUAUCUUCUCCAAUACUAAAACCCAAUACCAGGAAGAAAACUAAAGUAAUCAAGCUAAACAUAUCAACUCCAUCUGAGUCAAAUGUAAAGAAAGCAAAUUUAUCAGCCACAAGGAAAGAAAGAAUUAAGCUUCCAAAUUAUGAUGAUGAUUGCUGUGGGGGCAAGACAUUUCAUAUUAGUGAAUUUCUAUGCCACCCUUCUGGAAUUCAAGCAAUGCUCAAUACAAGUUCCUUGCAAAGUUUUCAAGCUCUUGACACUAACACUUACAGGUGCUUUCUUCCAAAAGUUCAACUUCUAAAUUUUGAAGCGGCCCCUGUGCUGGACUUACGAGUGACCCCAACAAAUGAAGAUUGUACAGUUGAGAUGCUUUCUUGCAAGUUUGAGGGUUCAGAGAUCGUGGAACGACAAAACAACCAUUUUUCAGCUUCGAUGCUAAAUCACAUGACAUGGGAGACGAAUGAUUUUGAAUCAUUUUUGGAGGUUGAGAUUUACACACGCCCAUUUACUAUGUUGCCUGUAUCAUCUGUUGAGCGUCCUGGAAAUUUAAUGAUGCAAGCUCUGGUGGAUAGGCUCUUCCCAUUACAUAUACAGCAACUACUACAAGAUUAUGACAAAUGGGUUCAUCAGCAAUUGGAUAUUUUAUGAAGUCUGUCCUCCAUCUACUUUUACAAUUUUGUAGGUUUUGGUAACCUAUCGCUUGGAUAAGAGAAACGUCAGAUUUGGUGAUAUUUUUUCUCAUUAUUGAAAAAGAAUCCAUUGUUUCUUUUAGUUUUGCAAGAACAUUACAGCGCACAUCAAAGAGAUCUAUGUUUUUCCUAAUCUGGUUACCCAAGCAUCUUUCUGCCAUUUCUUAAUUAGAAGCAUUCUUAUAUCACCACUUGUAUGACUAGCCAAGUUGUUCAUAUUAAUUUCCUUCAAUAUUUUAAUAA